UGUUCUCUACAGGAAGUGAUGAAAAAGCUAAGCGAGAGAGAGAGAGAGCGUGUGUGUGACUGUGGAGGUCACAGACCGAGAGAUCCUAACUGCUGACACACACUUUACUGCAUCGUCAUCAUCAGAUUAAUGAAAUGUCAUAGGGAGCCAACUCGCUGUCUUAAGAAUACUACGGGAUAACAGUCGAGACAAAGUGAGAGAAAGAAAGCUGCAAAUCCGGACCAACAACUAUAAUAUGAACACAGACGAGUUUCGGGGAUUAGGUUUUGUCCCUCAGAAAGAGAUCGUCUACAACAAACUCUUACCUUACUCGGACAGAUUAGACGAGGAAUCCAAUGACAUUUUGGCUAAAAUCAAAGCUAACCUGGGCCGGGCUGUCCAGCUCAGGGAGUUAUGGCCCGGGGUAUUGUUCUGGACCCGGAAACUUUCGACGUACAUUCGACUAUAUGGAAGAAAGUUCAGCAAAGAGGAUCAUGUACUGUUCAUUAAGUUGCUGUAUGAGCUGGUGACCAUUCCUAAACUGGAGAUUAGUAUGAUGCAAGGAUUUGCACGUCUGUUGGUCAAUUUGCUGAAGAAAAAAGAACUUCUUUCAAGAGAAGAUUUGGAAUUGCCAUGGUUGCCCCUGUAUGAAUUGUUGGAGAGAAUCCUCUACUCUAAAACGGAACACCUUGGGCUCAAUUGGUUUCCUAACUCUGUUGAAAACGUUUUGAAAACCCUGGUCAAAAGCUGUAGACCGUAUUUCCCAGAAGAUGCUACAAAGGAGAUGCUGCAAGAGUGGCGGCCUUUGCUGUGUCCUUUUGACGUCACCAUGCAGAAAGCCAUCGGUUAUUUUGAACUGUUCCUACCCACCACCUUGCCACCCGAGCUUCACCAGAAAGGAUUCAAGCUAUGGUUUGAUGAGCUAAUGGGACUUUGGGUCUCUGUUCAAAACCUUCCUGGGUGGGAGGGGCAUCUGGUAAAUCUAUUUGCACGUUUGGCUAGUGAUAACAUUGGGUACUUAGAUUGGGAUCCCUAUGUCGAUAAGAUAUUUACUCGGAUUCUUAGAAGCUUGAACCUUCCUGUAGGAAGCAGCCAGGUUUUAGUUCCAAGAUACUUGACGAAUGCCUAUGAUAUAGGCCACAUAGUACUAUGGGUCUCAUCAAUACUUGGUGGACCAAGCAAGCAAACCCAAAAACAGCUAAGUGGCUUGUUCAACAGCAUUACGUCUUUCUUUCAUCCUUCUAACAAUGGCAGGUGGCUGAUGAAGCUGAUGAAGCUUGUGCAGCGCUUGCCGGCCAGUGUGGUAAGAAGACUACACCGAGAGCGAUACAAGAAGAAGACGUGGCUAACGCCAGUCCCUGACAGCCACAAGCUCACUGACCAGGACAUUACAGACUUUGUGGAGAGCAUGAAGCAGCCUGUGCUGCUGGCGAUGUUCAGUAAAACGGGCAGCUUGGAUGCAGCCCAGGCUUUGCAGAACCUGGCACUGAUGAGACCUGAACUUGUCAUCCCACCGGUACUAGAAAAAACCUAUCCUGCAAUGGAGACUCUGACGGAACCUCACCAGCUCACAGCCACCCUCAGCUGUGUGAUUGGAGUGGCUCGCAGCCUGGUUUCUGGAGGCAAGAGGUUUCCUGAAGGCCCAAAGCACAUGCUGCCGUUGCUGAUGAGAGCACUGCCUGGUGUGGAUCCAAAUGACUUCAGCAAGUGCAUGAUAACAUUCCAGUUCAUUGCAACAUUUUCUACUCUUGUGCCUUUGGUAGACUGUUCAUCAGCUGUUCAUGAAAGAGAUGACCUCACAGAAGUGGAGCGGGAGCUGUGCUCAGUCAGUGCAGAGUUUGAAGACUUUGUACUGCAGUUUAUGGACAGGUGUUUUGCCCUUAUUGAAAGCAGUACACUUGAACAGACGAGAGAGGAGACAGAAACUGAAAAGAUGACUCACCUGGAGAGCCUAGUGGAGCUGGGACUGUCUUCCACCUUCAGCACCAUCCUCACACAGUGCUCCAAAGACAUCUUCAAGGUGGCCCUAGAAAAGGUCUUUAACUUUGCCACUACAAACAUCUUUGAGACUCGGGUUGCUGGAAGAAUGGUGGCUGACAUGUGCAGAGCCGCUUCUAAGUGCCAUCCAGCAGAGUCUUUGAAGCUUUUUGUGCCACACUGCUGCAAUGCAAUAACUCAGCUCACAGUCAACGAGGAUGUUUUGCGUGAAGAAGAGCUGGACAAGGAGCUGCUGUGGAACCUUCAGCUUCUGUCUGAGAUCACCCGCGUUGAUGGUGACAAGUUGUUGCCGUACAGGGAGCAGUGUGUAAAGAUUCUCCAGCGGACACUCCACUUGAAGUGUAAACAAGGCUACAUGCUUUCCUGUAACCUGCUGCACCAUCUGCUUCGAUCUGCCUCUCUCAUCUACCCCACAGAGUACUGCAGCAUUCCUGGAGGCUUCAACAAGCCUCUCUCAGAGUACUUUCCCAUCAAGGACUGGGGUACACCAGGUGAUCUGUGGAACUUAAACAUCCACUGGCACGUUCCAACAUCGGAGGAGAAGGCCUUUGUAUUUUAUAUACUAGACAUCAUCCUCCAACCAGAGCUGGUCAAACUGCAGCGCCAUGCAAGUGGAGAACUGGAAAUGCCAAGGGAUGACAUACUGCAGAGCCUCACGAUUGUGCAGCACUGUCUGAUGGGCUCUGGGAGCUUCCUGCCUUUCCUGGAUGGAGAAAGAAUAACUGACCUUGUACCAAGCUUGGUGAGUUUGGGGGAGACAGCACUCUAUACUGGCGUUGACUAUGACAUGUCACGGGAGAACUACAGAGACGCUAUUUGCAGUGUUAUGAGGAAACUCUUGCAUCACAUUCUGGAAAAUUCGGAGGAUGACACAAAGUCAUUGUUUUUGAUCAUUAAGAUUAUCGGUGACUUGUUACAGUUCAGAGGCUCUUAUAAGCAUGAGUUUGACUCCCGGUGGAAAAGCUUCAACCUCGUCAAGAAGUCCAUGGAGAACCGGCUACAUGGCAGGAAGCAACACAUCCGAGCAUUACUCAUUGAUAGAGUUAUGCUGCAGCAAGAGUUGAGAAAACUGACUGUUGAAGGAUGUGAAUACAAGACUAUUCAUAGAGACCUUUUAAGGGACCUCCUGCGUUUGUCAACCAGUACAUACAGUCAGGUUAGGAGCAAGGCCCAGCAAGUUUUCUUUGUAACCCUCGGAAGUUACAACUUCUGCUGCAGGGACCUGAUUCCAUUGGUGCUGGAGUACCUGAAACCAGACAGGCAGGACAUCUCCCAGCAACAGUUUAAAGGUGCCUUGUACUGUCUCCUGGGGAAUCACAAUGGAGUUUGCCUAGCUAAUCUCCAUGACUGGGACUGCAUUGUACAGACCUGGCCGGCUAUCAUCUCGUCUGGCCUCAGCAAGGCCAUGUCUUUGGAGAAGCCUUCCAUCGUCCGUCUGUUUGACGAUCUUGCAGACAAGAUCCACCGACAGUACGAAACCAUUGGACUGGACUUCAGUGUACCUGGUGGUAGUUUGGAGAUAGCUCUGCAGAUUAUGAAGUCAAAAAACCCAACUACAAAUCUCCCACUACCCACUUCAGAAGAGAUUGAGAAAGGUGUUCAACUCCAGCAGGCAAAAAAUAUUGACUCUGUGCUAAAAUAUGAGAGAUUGGUCAAUAGCUUGUUGGACGCCCUCCAUCAGAGAAAUCUUCCCUGGAAGUUUGAGCAUAUUGCCAUUGGCUUUCUUUCCCUGCUGUUGAGGGAUGAUAAGCCCAUCCCUGUCCCAGCAAUCCGGUUCUUUGUGCAGAGUCUGAACCACGAUGCACUCGUUGUUCGAAAGGUGGCAAUCUCAGCUGUUGCUGGUAUUCUGAAGCAGCUGAAGAGACCUCACAAAAAAGUGGAAGAGAAUCCUUAUGAAAUUGGUAGAUGCAGUGAACAUUCUGAAAUCCUGGUGGGAGACAGGCCUGAUAAUCAAUGGAUGCUUUAUGACAGUGGCAGUUUGCCAAGAACGAAAGAAGCCUGGGUGGCAUGUGCCUUUGUGGAGAAAACACACUGGGGAUAUUACAGCUGGCCUCAAAAACUGUCUCUUUAUGCCCCUGCGGAGGAACAACCAAAACUUGGUCUAAAGAGGGAAGAUAUGACCGAGGUGGAGCAGAUCAUCUUCGAUCACUUUUCUGACCCCAAAUUUAUAGAGCAGUUGAUGAAGUUCCUUUCACUGGAAGACAGAAAAGGAAAGGAUAAAUUCAAUCCCCGGAGGUUCUGCCUCUUUAAGGGUUUGUUCAGAAACUUUGACAACGCCUUUUUGCCUGUGCUGAGGCCGCACUUGGAGCGUUUAGUUGCAGAUUCCCAUGAGAGCACCCAGCGCUGUGUAGCUGAAAUCGUCGCCGGGCUCAUCAGAGGCUGUAAACACUGGACUUUUGAAAAGGUGGAGAAGCUAUGGGAGUUUCUGUGUCCAUUGAUUCGAACGGCUUUGACAAACAUCACAGUGGAGACUUACAGUGACUGGGGAACGUGCAUUGCCACAGCCUGUGAGAGCAGAGACCCUCGGAAACUGCACUGGCUGUUUGAGAUGCUAAUGGAGUCCCCAGUAAACGGCGAAGGGGGUUCUUUUGUAGAUGCCUGCCGGCUGUAUGUUCUACAAGGAGGUCUUGCUCAGCAGGAAUGGAGAGUCCCUGAGCUUCUUCAUAGACUGCUUCAGUACCUGGAGCCCAAGCUCACACAGGUCUAUAAAAAUGUGCGGGAGAGGAUAGGAAGUGUUCUAACCUACAUCUUCAUGAUCGAUGUGAGUCUACCCAACACACGGCGGACCUCCUCCCCGCGGAUCUCCGACUUCACAGCCCGCAUCCUGGUCAGGCUGAAGCCCCUGAUGGACGUGGACGAGGAGAUCCAGAACCACAUUGUGGAGGAGAACGGAUUUGUGGAGCAAGACGAAAGGACCCAGGCCAUUAAACUGCUAAAGACGGUUUUAAAGUGGCUGAUGGCAAGCGCAGGAAGGUCCUUCUCCACAGCUGUUCCAGAGCAGCUCCAGCUUCUCCCUCUGCUUUUUAAGAUUGCACCGGUAGAGAAUGAUGACAGUUACGAUGAGAUGAAGAGAGAUGCAAAGACUUGCUUGUCUCUUAUGUCUCAGGGACUGCUGUAUCCACAGCAAAUAAUGUUGGUGCUACCAGUUCUUAAAGAGAUAGCAGGGAGCACUUCUUGGCAUGCCAGAUACACGGUGCUGACCUACCUCCAAACAAUGGUGUUUUACAACCUCUUUACCUUUUUGAACAACAAAGAGGCCGUGCAUGAUGUGCGAUGGCUGGUGCUCAAACUCCUGCAAGAUGAACAACUUGAGGUGAGGGAGAUGGCUGCCACCACCCUCAGCGGCCUCCUGCAGUGUAACUUUCUGACCAUGGAUGCCCCCAUGCAGACUCACUUUGAAAAGCUCUGCAAGACCCGGCUUCCCAAGAAGAGGAAAAGGGACCCAGGCUCAGUGGUGGAUACCAUUCCUCCAGCAGACUUGGUUAAGCGCCAUGCUGGUGUGCUGGGGCUAAGUGCCUGUAUCUUAUCCAACCCCUAUGAUGUGCCCACCUGGAUGCCCCAGCUUUUGAUGGACCUGAGUGCACACUUGAAUGACACCCAACCAAUUGAGAUGACUGUGAAGAAAACUCUCUCUAAUUUCCGAAGGACACACCUUGACAACUGGCAAGAACACAAGCAGCAGUUCACAGACGACCAGUUGCUGGUUCUCACAGACCUGCUGGUGUCACCAUGCUAUUAUGCAUAACCAGGUGUGCUUGGGAAUGUAGAGCUUUUAAGCUGUGUGGGCAGAGGUUGAAGUUUUUCUGGAGAAAACUUCAAGCCAUAAAAUGCUCCUUUUUUAUCAACUGAUCUAUGUAGCUGCAGUCCACAAUGAAAUGCAAACAAAUUAAGUUUUUGGAAUGAAGUGUGUAUUUUAUAUAUUUAGUACACAUUUAAGUUUCUAAUAUACUUAAUAUUUAAGGUUAACAUAAGCAGAGACAGUAGCCUGACAGGUUUGUAAUAUUAUUGUACAGUUUUUGCUUGCAACAGUUCUCUCACUGCUCUGUGAUGGCACCAACUGUUUCUUUGACAUAUUACUUGUGUUAUGUAUAGGUAAGAAAUACAUUGUAUAAACUGUAGAAACAUAGCACUAGCCAAUUAUUGUACAAAAAAUGUAAUCUUUAAUGCAAUGUACCAUUCAGACAUUCAUGUGUAAAGAUUCACAUUACGUAGAGGUGUAAACUAUAUAGUGGUUCUGUCAGAUACACAGUCCAUAUGCCAUAACAAGUUUUAGUUUUAAUGUGUGCUGUUUUUUUUUUUUUAAUAUUUGUAUUAUUUCAAAGGUGCUUUUUACACCCAACAAGUGUAGUUGUUUAAAUAGACAUAUGGUUUAUUGUGUUUUCAUUGACUGCUUUGUGCGAGUCUGACAAGGUAAUGGUAGGUGGCUUUUUAAGUUGUUUCCACCUCCUUCAUUUAAAUAGUUAUGGCAUAUGACUUGUGUAGCGAUAAAUCCCUCCAUCCACCUCCAAAAAUCUGAAAUCUUUAUUGCAUCCUACAUUCAUUUAUCUGAUUUUAUUUAUUUAUUUUUUGUGAAGACUUGAGUAAUAAAAAAUGGGUGCAUAGAAUUGCAGUUUAGUACUUCACUCAAAGUCAAAUACUUAACCACUAUAUAGUGUAGUGCCAAAACUACAGUGAUUUUAGAUGUACUGAUUGCUUAUUUUAAAAAAAAGCCAAUAAAUGGAUUGUUUAUAACAAACAAAAAACAAGGUACUUUGCAUCUUUCAUAUGAACCAGAAUGCCCAAAUGCAUUUGCAUAUCAUUUUUUAGUUGGAGAACAAAACCUGAUUUUGUGGACUGUGUUAUGCAUAUCUUCAUGAAUGAGUAGCACCCCAGCCAUCAAGUUGAUUAAAAUACAGCAAGUUGGGAACAUACUGUACUUCCACACAAUGAAGAAUCUAUUAUCAAGCCCACACAUAGUUUAAUGUCAACCAGCAGUAAUAUCUGGUUCCCAAGAUAUUGUCACUGGUUGUUUAGUGCUUCUAGAUUUAUUAUUUAUUAUUAUUAUUAUUAUUAUUAUUAUUAUUAUUAUUAUUAUUAUACAUUUAAUAUUAGUAUUUAUUAUCCAGGAUGAGACCAAAUCUGUAUCGCACAGAUGAAAGGUCAGUGCUGUUUGACUUACAAAACCCUCCCUUUUCAGGUUACAAUUCAAUUACAGAACACCUUUUAAAAUGUGUUUUUGUGGGGUGUGAGUGAUUUAUUGGGAAUCCCAGUGGCCUGUUUGCUUCCUACAAGCUGCUUCUAGGAACUGAUGAAGCAGAACGGUGCUGAGAACAGCACCGCUUUAAAAAAUACUGUGUAGCACAGGCAAAUUUAUACAGCAUGCAUGUGAGUAAUAAUGCAGAUGAUAUACUGUAUUGCAGUUUAAACGUUUUUUUUUUUUUUUGUUGACUACUACAACCUAGUCCCUGGUUAGUUGGCAAGGAAAAUGAUUAAAAGCAUGGAAGAUGUCCGAGCGACACCUUUUUCUAUUUUUAAAAACAAAAUUAGCUUGUAUUUUUGGUAUUCAACAGGAGUUUCAUUUGAAAGCGCCAUGACUGCAGUAUGAAAGCUACCUUCCUGGUUUGCAAUAAUGCAAAAAGAAUUUUAGAAAUGCAAGACUACAAGUUUUCUCUUUAAGUAGGGGAGCUUUUAGUAACAGUGUCCACUGAGGCUGUCAAAUGAGAAUUUCAAAGACCAUCUUUUGACCGAAGUAUGAUGAAAAGCUCAUACGAGCUACAACAUUUUUCCAAGAAUUAUUAUUGAGUUUUGUAUUUUAAGAUUUGAAAACAUUGCAAAACUGGACCCAAAUUGUUUACCAAAACAUAGAAAGAAAUUA
This is a messenger RNA of Acipenser ruthenus (sterlet), 7831 nucleotides long. RefSeq names its product proteasome activator complex subunit 4-like. Gene Ontology annotation, cellular component: nucleus; spermatoproteasome complex; cytosol. Gene Ontology annotation, biological process: proteasomal ubiquitin-independent protein catabolic process. Gene Ontology annotation, molecular function: peptidase activator activity; proteasome binding. The transcript is spliced from 47 exons. The coding region runs from base 236 to 5722 and encodes 1828 amino acids. Lineage: Eukaryota; Metazoa; Chordata; Actinopteri; Acipenseriformes; Acipenseridae. The record is from RefSeq and is a predicted model, not a curated record.